UGCAAAAAGAUCUGAUAGAUAACAGUGUAAUACUAGUACUUGUGGAGAUUUCUUGUAUUCAUAUAUUAUGCCUCGCAAACAAGCAGCCAAAACAACAGAGGGAAAUGACAUUGGAAUAAAAAAAUCACAUAAGUCAAAAUCUACCAGCAAAGAUGCUAAAUCAAAUCGCAAGGAGCAAAAGUCUGCAUCUCGAAACCCUUCGAAGGGAUGGAACAACUGGAUGAUUAUUGCUGUAAUCAUUUCAUUAUUUGUUGGAUGGUUGCAUGGCACUCACAUUUCCACAAUGUUUGAGAAAGAUCGACAUUUUUCUCAUCUUUCAUCUCUUGAGCGUGAUCUUACUUUUCGAACGGAAAUGGGACUGUAUUACUCUUACUACAAAACUGUUAUUCAAGCACCUACUCUGAUGGAAGGAGUAUCAAUGAUUGUUUAUGACAAUAUUACCGAAUUUCCGAGCACAAUAAACACAUUGAAACGCUUCAAUCUUUAUCCUGAAUUGAUUCUUGGAGUCGCAUACAGGAUUUUCGAUAGCAUAACAAAAGCAAAUAAGAUUCGAACAAUGGAUUGCUGGACUAUAAAUAGAGGUGAACUUCCACCUGUACAAAGUUGUGAAGGAUUUGGCGAUCAGCAUUAUUUUUACAUCACGAAUAUAUUCUUUCUUAAUGGCAUCAUGCUUUCAAUCUAUUUUAUGUAUGGAUGGUAUCUGGCUGGAGAAUCUCUUUGGGGAGGUGUUCUCUGUGUCGUUGCCUUAUUUUUCAACCAUGGUGAAUGUACUCGGGUUAUGUGGACACCUCCACUUAGAGAAAGCUAUGCAAUGCCCUUCUUGAUUCUUGAAAUGUUUUUGGUCACUCGCAUGUUGAAAUCUCCACACCCUUGUAAAAGUCAGUCAAUUUGGAUUGGUCUUGCUGCAUUCAGCUUUAUGUUGCCAUGGCAAUUUGCACAGUUUGCUCUUCUCACACAAACCGCUGCUGUAUAUGCUCUUUAUCUGCUGGAAUUUAUUGGUUCAUACAAGAUCAAGAUCCUUCUCUAUGCUCAAAUUGCAGCACUUGGAGGCAAUUUCGUAUUUCAGUUUGGAAAUGAGAUGUUGCUUACAUCAUUCUAUGCAUCUAGCUUGGUAACAAUUCUCUGUAUUGUAUUACUGGAGAGCAGAAUUGAGAAGAUUGUACAGAACUUUUUUGCCAAAGUGAUUGUAAAGGGAUUGACAUGGGCCAUCGGUACAUUGGUACUGAAGAAAGCAAUCGCAGCUGCACUCUUUAUAGCAGAUGACGCCCAUAUUUGGGACAUUCUGAAGUCAAAAUUCAGCACAUUCAAUAAUUUCCAUACAAUGUUGUAUACAUGUGCAAAAGAAUUUGACUUCAUUGACUUGACUACCUUGUUUGGAUUGGUAAAGACAUUGCUAAUUCCUGCCAAUGUAUUGAUCUGUGUAAUUGUUGCUGCAAAAUGCUUAAGAAAUGAAUAUGAAGCCUAUCAGGCGAAAAAGGCAGCUGAUUCUGAUAAUACAAAUGAAGAGAAUUCUGAAUCAACAGAAGAAGACACAAAACCCGUCAAAAGAAUUCCUCCAAGACGUCAGAAAAAAAUGGCAGCUGCUGCUGUGGCCGAAGAAGAAUCUCAAGUCGCUUUCAGAUCCAAACCCCAUGCUGAAAUUGUCUACAAUAUUUUGCAAAUGUUUGCAUUCACAUUGAUGGCCAUUAUGAUCAUGAGAUUAAAAUUGUUCAUGACUCCUGUUAUGUGCAUAGUUAUGUCCAUCCUUGCAAACAGGCAAAUAUUAACAGUUUCCCGACCAAAACGUGAUGCUUUUUUGGUAGUUUUACUUGCAAUGUCUUGUGUACAAGGAUUUCAAAAUCUUGCCAAGCAGUGGAAUAUUAUUGGAGAAUUUGAAAACUGGCCUCAUGAGCAGCUCCUUGAUCAUAUCAACAUGCAUUUACCGAAAGAAGCAGUUUUUGCUGGUGCCAUGCCAACUAUGGCCAGUAUUAAAUUAUCUUGCGACCGUGCUAUUGUUAAUCAUCCCCACUAUGAAGAUGCAGGUCUUAGAGAAAGAACAAAGAAAGUAUAUUCAAUGUACAGCCGUCGUCCACUGAGUGUUGUACAUCAAACCAUAACUGAUAUGGGAGUCACACACUUUGUACUUGAGGAUUCAUGGUGCGUUAGAAAAACACGCGAUGGAUGCCAAAUGCCUGAGAUAUGGGAUUUAGAAGACGUUGAGUUCAGGGGUCGAAAACCAGCUUGUGCUGUUGCGAGAAAAAAUCCGGAGCCAUAUUUCACAGAAGUGUUCAAGAACAAAGUUUAUACGUUACUGAAAGUCAAUGAGGUCAAAGGCAAAAAGAACUAGUACUAACUAUUGCACAUCUGUAGCAUUUCUGUGGCUUUUCGAUAUUAGAUUACCGGUAACAGAUCACGUUUGGUAGUUUUAAAAUUCAUUGUAUGUAAUUUAGUUGAUUUGUAUUGUAACUUCCAUGAGACAAACGUACUACCUAAUACAACUUGUAGCAUAUAUUUUCAAAAUUCAUUUUCUGGUACUCUCACCGCUUGAAGCACAUUUUGCGGUGUAUAUAAACUUCUUUAUACAUGCAGUAUAUAUAUAUAUAUAUUUAAAUAUAGUUCAUUAAAUUUGUUUUGGUAGUCGGUGGCUCUAAUUGAAAUAUUAAUUGGUGUAAUUAAGUUCAAAUUGAUCAGAAAAUAUUAAAUAAAUUUACACACUUUAAUGCAUAUUGAGCUAUUGUACUCAUUAGAAUGUGAAGGCAUUCAAUAGUAACAGUGGGGACAGAGAUAUCAUUAUGAUGACUUUGUGAGUAAAAAUUUGCACAUUUCGUUUACUGCCUAUGUCUCGGUUUGAGUAGUAUGCAAAAUAACAUAGAAAGUUCUGAGAGGUAAACCCCAAUACUCCUUUUCGGAGCAUAAUAAGUAUAUAUUUUGGCCAUUUUUUAUCCUGUUGCGGAUAUAUAGAGCUCAACUGAUGUUAGCAAAGCUAGCUUUGGCCGAGGUCUAUAUAUACGCAACAAAAAUAUACCUGGUGGCAAUCAUGCGUCAUUUUUCUCCUAUCAGCUAUCGUGCCUUGUAUCCGCAAUAACCUACAACAAAAUGUGCACAUGACAAAUGCAAUGCAGAUUCUUUAUAUUACUGAUGCUUUUCUUGCCUUAUUUGUGGCGCUGUGCUAUACUAUAUCAAUCAUCAUUUGGGGUGUACUUCCCCAAUUCCGGAAAACUAUACAGCAACAUCCAACUUUAUAUUGCCUUUUUCCAGCUAUGUGCAUUAUGUGAAUGAAUCAUACCUUAUUAUUCUCUUGCAAAUAUUUUUGUUCAAUUGUUAAUGUUUAUGUUGAGAUUUUUCACCAGUUUGUUACACUUUAAAUAUUAACUUGUUUUGAAUAGCCAAAGAGAUUGCCUUGCACCAAAGUGCCUGAUUAUCUAGUUUCAUAGUGGUGUGCGGUGUGUUGAAACAUGUAAUCUUAAUCUUCUGACAAAUGUUCAAUUUCGUUCAAUAAACUUUUGUCUUUGGAAA
Molecule: messenger RNA, 3495 nt
Organism: Styela clava
Lineage: Eukaryota; Metazoa; Chordata; Ascidiacea; Stolidobranchia; Styelidae
Product: protein C-mannosyl-transferase DPY19L1-like
Cellular component (GO): nuclear inner membrane
Molecular function (GO): mannosyltransferase activity
Source: RefSeq, a predicted model, not a curated record